AUGUCGUACAAUAACGACGAUGAUGUUGACGAUUAUGAUGCAUAUGAUCCUACGCCCUACGGUGGUGGAUACAAAAUUGAUGUCACCUAUGGCCACCCCAUCCCUCCCUCUGAUGAAACUUGUUACCCCAUCUCCUCUUAUGUUUCAGGCUCAGAAUAUGGAUCCAACUAUGGCCACAAACCUGGCUAUGGUGGGCAGGAACAAGAAAGUGGAUAUGGAUCGUAUGGAGGAAGAUACGAGAGGCCUAAUAACUAUGGCCACGAGGAACAAGAUAGCGGGCAUGGCUAUGGAGGAAGAAACGAGAAGCCUGGCUAUGGAAGGGAGGAAGAUAGCGGAUAUGGCUAUGGAGGAAGAAAUGAGAGGCCUAACUACGGAAGGGAGGAAGAUAGUGGAUAUGGCUAUGGAGGGAGAAACGAGAGGCCUAGCUAUGGUCAGGAAGAGCAAGGUAGUGGAUAUGGUUAUGGACGACAGAGCGAGAGGCGGAACGAUGAUGAUGGUUUUGGUGUAGAAAACCAAGGAUAUCGUAAGAAAUAUGGAGAUGACAGUGAGGACGAGAAUAAUCAUGAGAGGAGGAAGCAUCGCUACGAGGAGGAGGAAGAAGGGAGGGAAAAGUAUCAUUACAGGAAGAAUUAUGAUGAGGACGACGAUUCUGGGAGGAGAAACCAUCACCGCUACAAAGGUUAUGAGGAUGAAUAA
This is a messenger RNA of Neltuma alba, 696 nucleotides long. RefSeq lists its product as uncharacterized. NCBI's taxonomy places the organism in Eukaryota, Viridiplantae, Streptophyta, Magnoliopsida, Fabales, Fabaceae. Gene Ontology annotation, molecular function: phosphatidic acid binding. The transcript is spliced from 2 exons. The record is from RefSeq and is a predicted model, not a curated record. Bases 1 to 696 code for a protein of 231 amino acids.